AUGGCACUACGCAAUGCUACUGGCCGGUCCGGCGAUCAGCCGUCUAUCAUCGACUUCUAUAACCCUCACGUUAACGGCAAAGAUGCACAUGGUCGUACGCGUGAGCAAAUGCUCAAGUGGAAACAUGACAAGCUAGAGCGAUGCCAUGAUUACAUCCAGAUUCUCUUCCCUCUUCCAGAAGGCUCCAUGUUCAGCUACAACGCCCCAAUCAUCGAUGAGGAGACGUUGGAAGCCUUCCGCUCGAGCGUCGUUCUACAGACGACCUUGUCUCAAGUUUUCGUUACAAUCUUGAAUUUCUAUGGCUUCGAGGCUACGGACGGUUCAAAAAGAUUACUAGGGAAAGUCACAGUGGCUAAACCCCACAUGACUCAGGCUGAGCCGGAGAAAGGAAAAGGAAAAGCUACGGAGGUCGAAGGUGAGUCAGACGCAAUACCCUGCAUUGUUCCAGGUCAGGCACCGUCAAUGGCGAUUACAUCCUCGCUUAAUUCCACUGACUGUACCGCCAAUACAGAGCAAGCCGAGGACCGCAAAGACAAUGCUAGGCCCGCCGCAUCCGCCAAUGCUAACGACUCUGCUGCACCGCGCUCCAAUAGAAAGGAGCUCGAGGCAUUGGAAGCCUUUUUUGGAGGCCAUGAGUUUUACGUCAUACGUGGACCGGACUUUGCGGAGCGCUCCAAGAAUUGGUGUGUUCGCAUGGACCACAACCACCUCCGCAUCACGCGUAUUCUGCGCUGCUUGCGUGUGCUGGGUCUGCAGCUCCAGUGCGAGGCGUUCUACAAGGCGCUCACGGAUGUGUACGACGACCCUAAGAUCAAUAUCAGCGAGCGCUCAAUGACGUUCUGGAUGAGGGCGGUCUGUGAGCCGUUGCAUAUCGCGCCCGAUGGCACAGAAUGCAAGUGGCUGCGCAAGUGGCAGGAGACUAAACAGACACAUGUUUAG
Didymosphaeria variabile is the source of this 939-nucleotide messenger RNA. RefSeq lists its product as uncharacterized. Gene Ontology annotation, molecular function: opioid growth factor receptor activity. Bases 1 to 939 code for a protein of 312 amino acids. Lineage: Eukaryota; Fungi; Ascomycota; Dothideomycetes; Pleosporales; Didymosphaeriaceae. The transcript has 2 exons. Gene Ontology annotation, cellular component: membrane. The record is from RefSeq and is a predicted model, not a curated record.